Molecule: messenger RNA, 1068 nt
Organism: Manihot esculenta (cassava)
Lineage: Eukaryota; Viridiplantae; Streptophyta; Magnoliopsida; Malpighiales; Euphorbiaceae
Product: glutathione S-transferase L3
Exons: 10
Coding region: 147-869 (240 amino acids)
Molecular function (GO): glutathione transferase activity
Source: RefSeq, a predicted model, not a curated record
CAUGGCAUUUCGUCACUGCUAUGAUCACUAUCACUCUCAGCAAUUCUAUAUAAGGAGCAUUCCGGUGUCUGCAAUUAUCAUCUCAUCACUCCCAAUAACUUUACCCAUCAUCAGUGCUCCUUUGGAUAACUCCAUCGCUUCAACCAAUGGCUGCUACUGCUGUGGAUAAGAGCGUGACAGAGCAAUUGCCUCAAGUGCUGGAUCCUACUGCUGAGCAACCUCCACUUUUCGAUGGAACCACAAGGCUGUAUACCGCUUACAUAUGUCCAUUUGCACAGCGAGUGUGGAUCACCAGGAACUAUAAGGGAUUACAAGACAAGAUCAAGCUAAUUCCUCUCAACCUUCAAAGCAGACCUGCUUGGUAUGGAGAAAAAGUUUACCCCACCAAUAAGGUGCCAGCUUUGGAACACAACGGCAAAAUCAUUGGGGAGAGUCUUGAUUUGAUUAAAUACCUAGACAGCAACUUUGAAGGGCAAUCUCUUCUCCCUGAUGAUCCUGCUAAAAAAGAGUUUGCUGAAGAGUUAUUUGCCUACACUGAUACAUUCAACAGCAUUGUGUUUACUUCAUUUAAGGGAGAUCCAGCAAAAGAAGCUGGUCCUGCUUUUGAUUAUUUGGAAAAUGCUCUCCAUAAAUUUGAUGAUGGACCAUUCUUGCUUGGCCAAUUCAGUUUGGUGGAUAUAGCAUAUAUUCCAUUUGUUGAAAGGUUCCUUCCCUUCUUAGCAGAGGUGUUCAAAUAUGAUCUCACUGCUGGCAGGCCUAAGCUUGCAGCUUGGAUUGAGGAGAUAAACAAGUUUGAGGCCUACAAGCAGACUAAGUUAGAUCCAAAAGAGAUUGUUGAAACAUUCAAGAAGCGGUUUCUGGGUCAGUAAUAUUGCAGGCAAUAUAGAUUAAGAGACUUCAGUUCUCCUACAUAAUGUAUGUUGGUUGAAUAAAAAUAUUAUGUAGUAUUAGCUUUGCAAGGAUCAAACUCAUGUUUACUAAUGUAUUGAUGAAUGGAGUAGCCAGAUGUGCGUCGAGUGCAUAAAUAUAUAUCAAAUUGAAUAAAAUGUUUGUGUUACUGUUGUUUCA